Messenger RNA from Culicoides brevitarsis, 1292 nucleotides. It is a transcript of the gene Ufd1-like, whose product is annotated as ubiquitin fusion degradation protein 1 homolog. Lineage: Eukaryota; Metazoa; Arthropoda; Insecta; Diptera; Ceratopogonidae. Gene Ontology annotation, molecular function: polyubiquitin modification-dependent protein binding. The coding region runs from base 125 to 1087 and encodes 320 amino acids. The record is from RefSeq and is a predicted model, not a curated record. Gene Ontology annotation, cellular component: VCP-NPL4-UFD1 AAA ATPase complex. The transcript has 3 exons.
GUUGUCAUCAAAGAGAUCCGAAAAGGGAGCAAGAAAAUUCCAAAUUUUGAGACAAAGAGACGGUAUCAAGGAGACAUUCGAUAGAAAAAUUGCAGAGAAGAGACAAAUACACGCAACUAGCAUCAUGUUCAACUUUAACGGGUUCAAUAUGUUCCCGGAGUUUGCGAGACCCUUCUCCAACACAUACAAAUGCUACUCGGUGAGCAUGUUGCCGGGCAACGAGCGGCAAGACGUCGAAAACGGUGGUAAAAUUAUUAUGCCUCCGUCAGCGUUGGAUCAACUUACGCGAUUAAAUGUCGAGUACCCGAUGCUCUUUAAGAUCACAAAUCGCCGACAAAACAGAAUCACACACGCGGGCGUCUUGGAAUUUGUCGCAGACGAAGGAAAAAUUUACUUGCCCUACUGGAUGAUGCGGAAUUUGUUGCUCGAAGAAGGCGAUAUUGUACAAAUUGAGAGUGUUUCGAUGCCAGUUGCGACUUUUUCCAAGUUCCAACCGCAAUCCGUGGACUUUCUCGAUAUCACAAAUCCAAAGGCCGUACUUGAAAAUUGCCUGCGAAACUUUGCGUGUCUCACGACGGGCGAUCUCGUUGCCAUUCGAUACAACAACAAAAUCUACGAGCUUUGCGUGUUAGAGACAAAACCCGCAAAUGCCGUCACGAUUAUCGAAUGUGACAUGAAUGUCGAAUUUGCGGCGCCUCUGGACUACGUCGAGCCAAAUCACAAAGCGAAGGAGGAGGAAAUGCAAGUCGAUCAGGAGGAAGAUUUUCACGAACCGACGGGAUUUGUCGCAUUUAAGGGAUCCGGCAUGCGUUUGGACGGGAAAAAGAAGAAAAAUGACUCGAUUUCAAGUGAUAGCGGCGCCGGACCAUCCACAUCGAGCGGGAGUGCGCCGAAAGUUGCACGUCCCCGCGGAAUUCCCGACUACGAUCAUCCGUAUGGCUUGAUAAAAUUCGAUCGGAGCAUACGACCGAUCAGUGAUGGGCCCGAUCCAAAGAAGGAAGCUGAGAAGACUGCAGCGGCAAAUGCCAGUAGCCCUUUCGAAAAGUUCGCGGGACAGGGUUUCCAGCUGAAAAAGAGCAAAAAAUGACCUCUCUCUAACACCUAGUCGUCGACGCCACUUGUGAUUCCAUCAAAAACUGCAAAAACCUUCAACAGCAAGCAAUUUUUAACACACAGCAGCAACACCUUUCGUUCUUUUGCAAAUUCAUCAGGUUCAGGAUCGAGAUCAGGAAGUCGCAACAUCUCCGAAUCUUUUAUUUAGAAAGUCUAAUAAAAUAUUUUAUAAAACAAAA